Molecule: messenger RNA, 1779 nt
Organism: Hippocampus zosterae (dwarf seahorse)
Lineage: Eukaryota; Metazoa; Chordata; Actinopteri; Syngnathiformes; Syngnathidae
Gene: pgfb
Product: placental growth factor b
Exons: 8
Coding region: 639-1118 (159 amino acids)
Biological process (GO): positive regulation of endothelial cell proliferation; vascular endothelial growth factor receptor signaling pathway; response to hypoxia
Cellular component (GO): membrane
Molecular function (GO): chemoattractant activity; growth factor activity; vascular endothelial growth factor receptor binding
Source: RefSeq, a predicted model, not a curated record
AGGAGGCGGUCAAGGAAAGGGGAGUGGACAGAAAUGAUCAGUCGUGAAAAAGGUAGUGAGGACCAAUUAAAGCCAUGCGUGUCUUUCUGUGGCAGGACUGCAACUUCAAGGCGUUUUGACUAAUCUUCGGACAAUUCAUUAAUUAUUAUACUAUCGUCAUUGACUAUGAUUUGUCAUACUCGGAUCUACUCUUGAAACACUGCACUUCCCUUUUUAAGGACCUUUAUUCAAUUUGCGCCUUGCAUCAGAGUAACGGUGCCGAAUUUCACUUGGAUGAGUCAGAACUUUUCCCAUUCAGCGUCCGAGAGCUUUGUUUGCUUUGGAUUGACUCCCCCUUGCUUCUGACGUGGAUCCAUUAUCGUGAGGACCCGACCAUGAAACUGGGCUUGGUGGUCGAGGCUGCGGUGGCUCUUUAUCUCCUGUUCGCACCUGCACAGACGCCCGGCUGAGAUGUUUGCAGCCUGACCUACAAGCCAAAAGGAGUGUCAAUGUUGUGGUAUUUCUCUCCAGUUGUAAUGUCCCGGCCCAAGGGACGGUCGCAAUCAGGAAAUAUGGAUUUCUACUUCCUCCGGCAGAGAAGAUGGAGCGGUGGCGCUUGGGGCAGCCGUCUACUCAGCAGUCUUUAAUCUCCCAUCUGGAUGCAAUUUGCUAUGGUUUACACUGGGAGAGCAGCGUUUACUAGUCUACCCACAAUGAGCCUCAACAGCACAAUGCACGCACCCGCCGUGUUGUUGUUCCAAGACGUGUGGGCUCGGAGCCUAUGUCGAACCAUCGAGAAGCUGGUGGAGGUGGUGCAGGAGUACCCGUCGGAAGUUGAGCACAUCUACAGCCCUGCCUGUGUGCCUCUGGUGAGGUGUGCAGGCUGCUGCGGAGAUGAGAAGCUCGAGUGCCACCCCACCCUCACAACUAACGUCACAAUGCAACUGCUGAAAAUAAGGCCAGCUGAGCUUGGAGAGGAAUACGUUGAAAUGACCUUUGCGGAGCAUCAGACAUGUGAAUGUAGAGUCAAAAAACCUGUUGGGAAGGUUGAAAGGAAAAGGCAAAGAGGUAAAGGGCGGAGGCGAAAGGAGAAGCAAAAAACAAAAGACUGUGACAGGUGCCAGAUUCCUCGAAGGUAACUGCAGCAGCCAGCCAAAGUCUCGCUGCAGUGUGGCUCGCUAAUUAUUUCCAGCCCAUUGACAGCAUCAAGCGUCUCUUGUCGCUCUCUUUCAACACUGAGUGUACAGCAGGAGACUCCAAACAGUUGGGUUGUGAAGACGUGCCCACCUGGUGAUGAGCAAAGCGUUUGUGAUGACAAGGUUCAACAGAAAAUGUGCUUUCGUUGCUGGAAAGCUUGCCGUGACACUGUUGAUAAAAGGACACACACCUGGGAGCCAAGUGCAAUGUAGGAACAAACAGACUGAUUACACUUGUUAUCACUGUAUUAUGUAUGGUCAUUGUUACAUUUUUUUCGUAUUUAAAGUUUGUUACUUGUGUUUAAUAUCUAUAUUUAUUGACAGAAACGCCAGAAUAAAAAUGGACCAAAAAUAUGGUUUGUCCAAAUCUGUCUUGACUCAUAACUGUGUUCCAAGUGAAAUGUCUCCCUCCAGUGUCUGUAAUAACAAACAGUGCUGAUGAGCGAGAUGGACUCGCUUGACUCACGGUUAUACUUUACGUCACAUGACUAGACACUGAUCAUUUUAUUUUUAACUCUGGCCUAAAUGCUAAGUGUUUAUCAAUGAAACAAACAGAUGUUACAUCACCAUUUUGCAGAAAUAAACGUGAUUUGUGAAAUUGUAA